Conger conger (European conger) is the source of this 1621-nucleotide messenger RNA. It is a transcript of the gene nubp2, whose product is annotated as nucleotide binding protein 2 (MinD homolog, E. coli). The transcript is spliced from 7 exons. Gene Ontology annotation, biological process: iron-sulfur cluster assembly. Bases 547 to 1359 code for a protein of 270 amino acids. The record is from RefSeq and is a predicted model, not a curated record. NCBI's taxonomy places the organism in Eukaryota, Metazoa, Chordata, Actinopteri, Anguilliformes, Congridae. Gene Ontology annotation, molecular function: ATP binding; ATP-dependent FeS chaperone activity; 4 iron, 4 sulfur cluster binding. Gene Ontology annotation, cellular component: cytosol.
AUGUGGCUUAUUAGCCAGCGAUGUGUGGUUGUAUACAGUUUUGCUUUCAGGUCAAACGAACGAUAAAAUGCUUCAGUUGGCAGGGGAAUUCAUCGGUUGUUAUCCAUUAUGAUGUUAACACUUGACUGAUUCGUUGCAGCAAGGGUUAAAAACGUAUGCUUAUGAAAAAUCACCAAAUGUAAUUUACUUGCUAGGAUAGUUAGUCAAUUUUUAGAUACACGCCGGUCCUGAACCCUGUUUUCUAAAAUACAAGAAAAUAAUACAGCUUAGCGUCACACAAAUAAAAUAAUAACAAAAGAUUGGACAUCCAUUGGAGAAAACAACCGUCCGUCACUUGAAAUAAUUGGACGGCGCACGCGCGAAUGUCCGCGCGUCAGGUUAGACGGGCAAGUUGGUUGGUCUUUUCCAUGGGAGGCUGGACACUGAACGUUGUUCAUGCUGAUUUCAUUGGACAGUUUGUGCUCCUCUUACUGCAGAGACGGAAGCCUGUUCAAUUCGGUCAAUUUUGAUUCUCGUAACAAUAUAACGUUAGCUUAGCUUACACACAUGGAUCUAAGUGAUGCAGACCAGGGGAGCCUGGCAGAUGUUCACCAUGUGAUAUUGGUGCUGUCAGGGAAAGGAGGGGUGGGAAAGAGCACCAUGACCACAGAGCUGGCCCUAGCACUUCGUCAUGCAGGAAAGAAGGUGGGUAUUUUGGAUAUUGACCUGUGUGGCCCCAGUAUCCCCCGCAUGCUGUGUGUGGGUCAGCCGGAGGUUCACCAGUGUGAUGCUGGCUGGGUGCCUGUCUACGUAGAUUCUAGCAAGAGCCUGGCCCUCAUGUCGAUUGGCUUCCUUCUGGAGAACCCUGAUGAUGCUGUGGUCUGGAGGGGACCCAAGAAAAAUGCUCUAAUUGGUCAGUUUGUGUCGGACGUGGCGUGGGGUGAACUAGACUACCUCCUGGUGGACACGCCCCCUGGAACAUCGGACGAACACAUCUCUGUCGUGGAGAACCUACGCAAACACAAGCUGGACGGAGCGAUCUUGGUCACGACUCCACAAGCUGUUUCCACAGGCGAUGUGAGGCGGGAGGUCACAUUCUGUAAGAAAGUAGGCCUCCCCAUCCUUGGGAUUGUGGAGAACAUGAGUGGCUUUGUGUGCCCUCACUGCUCGGAGUGCAGCAAUAUAUUCUCAAAAGGCGGAGGGGAGGACCUGGCUAAUCUGACGGGAACGCCGUUUUUAGGCUGUGUGCCCCUGGACCCCCAGCUCGGCGCCAGUCUAGAGAGUGGCAAAGAUUUCAUUCAAGCAUUCCCAGAAAGUGCCACCUUUGCUGCCAUCAACACCAUCGCACAAGCCGUCAUGGCCAGUGUAGAGCCUUCCUGAGUAGACCUGUAAAUGCCCUGUUCUUACAAGCGCUCUUUCCCGAUAAAAUAACAUUCGUUUUAAAUGUAAUGUAUAUUGGGUUGGCUCCACUGAGAGUUUAAGGUCUCACAGAAGACCAAAGAUGCUUGUGACAGAAGAGUCAGCCAAGAUAACCGACGCUGCAGUAAAUGAAUCCACCAAUGCAUAAAGCAAUUCAAAAAGUGUCUGUCAUGAUCUUGAUUUUUUAAAAUUUAUGUAUAUAAAUAAAUCAAAAUCAGAGCAA